AUGCUUGAGCGCACUGCCCACAUGUGCCUACUGUAUGGACAGCUGAAUGACCCGCUGCGUCCUCUGCCAGCGUGCUUUGACACACUUUAGAGGACAGUGUCUCCUCGUUUUAAUUGCUUCUUUUUACCGAGCAGGCUUUAAUUUCUGAAGGAUAUCCAACGGCAACGGGGAGACACCUUCACGUUGCGCCAGAUGGAGCCUCCAGCCAAUCCGGGAGACAGCCCGGUGGAGUUGGAGUUAACGGUGGAGAAUGUCGAGUCGGCUCUCUACCAGCUGUACUUUGACCCGGACAUGGAGCGUAAGAAUGUGGCCCAGAAGUGGCUGACCCAGGCCCAGGUCUCUGCACAGGCAUGGCAGUUCUGCUGGGCCCUGCUUGGCCCUGACAAGCUCCCAGAGGUGCAGUUUUUUGGCGCCAGCACCCUCCACUCGAAGAUCUCCCGUCAUUGGAGCGACCUCCCCACAGACCAGCAUGAGAGCCUGAGGGUGCAGCUCCUCUCCCACAUCCUACACUUCUCCUCGGGGCCCAAAAUGGUGCUAACCAGGCUGUGUGUAGCCCUGGCCGCUAUGGCUCUUAACUUAAUUCCACAAGCUUGGUCCCAGCCAGUGGCAGACAUGGUGAGGGCCUUCCAACCGCAGAAGCCUGACUCUGAAGGUGGCUCUGAUGCAGAGGCCACCCAGGACCCUCACGCACACUGCCUCGCGCUGCUGGAGCUCCUCACCGUACUACCAGAGGAGUUCCAGAGCAGCCGGCUGGCUCAAGCCCGUCGUGGCCAGCUGAGGGAGGCCCUGGCUGGGGAGUGGGCGGUGGCGUGUCCCAUGCUGCGCCAGCUGCUCCAGCCAGGACUCCCGGACGAGGUAAAGGAGAAGGUGCUGCGCUGCCUUUCCAGCUGGGUGGGGCUGGACGUGCCAUUAGGGGAGAGUCAUGAACUGGUCCAGGACUGUUUCACUGCGCUGUCCAACCCUGAGCUGUUCGACACGGCUGUGGAGACGAUAGUUAAUGCCAUCUCACAGCCUGACUGCCAGAGGUACAUUGAUGCUCUGGUGAACUUGAUGCCUCUGGUGCUGGGGCUCCAUGACCAGCUGAAGUCAGCGGCUCAGGAUGGGGACAUGGAAACCACACAUGGUAUUUGUCGUAUUGCUGUUGCUAUGGGAGAAACACACUCCAGGGUUUUGUUGGAACAGGUGGAGCACUGGCAAGAAUAUCUGGCUUUGGUUAACAUGAUUCUUUUCUGUACCGGCAUCCCUGGGCACUACCCAGUCAGUGAGACCACCAGCUCCCUUACGCUCACCUUCUGGUACACUCUGCAGGAUGACAUCUUGUCAUUUGAGGAGGAGAAGCAGGCAGUUUACCUGCAGGUCUACAGGCCGGUUUACUUCCAACUGGUGGACGUACUACUACAUAAAUCUCAUUAUCCUCCCCAGGAGGAGUACGCUUCCUGGUCUUCUGAUGACAAGGAGCAGUUCAGAAUUUACAGAGUGGACAUUUCCGACACUCUGAUGUAUGUGUAUGAAAUGCUGGGGGCAGAGCUGCUCACUAACCUCUAUGACAGGCUGGGCAGACAGCUGAUGGACCCCCAACAGUCAGCAGUAUGGCAGGACUCAGAGGCCCUGUUAUUUGGCUUCCAGUCCAUAGCUGAGACGAUAGAUGUGAACUACUCUGAUGUUAUCCCUGGUCUUAUCGGUCUCAUCCCCAGAAUCAACAUCAGCAACAUUAUGCUGGCUGACACCGUCAUGUACACCAUAGGAUCCCUGGCUGAGUGGCUGGCUGACCACCCAGUGAUGUUGGGUGGCGUAUUACCCAUGGUGCUUCAGGGCCUUGUGAAGGCAGAGCUGUCUGUGUCCAGCGUAUCCACUCUGAAGAGGAUCUGCAGGGAGUGCAGACAUGACCUCGGCCCCUACGCUCAGGACAUCCUGACUGUGUCACAGGAUGUGCUGCUGAAAGAAAUCCAUAAGAGCAGCCAGUGCAUGUGGUUGAUGCAGGCUCUGGGUUUCCUCCUGUCCGCCCUGCCGGAAGAGGAGAUUCUGGUCAGACUUCACUCUCUCAUCACUCCUCACGUGCAGCAGCUGGACACGUUGGCCCAGCAGGAGCCUAAUCCCACUAACAAACAGUCUAUCAUCCACAUCCUGGGGAUGCUGUCCAGUCUCUUUACCACUCUGGACAUCAACAGACAAGCAGACAGCUUAGAGGGAGCAUCUAGCCCAAGCCCUACUCCCUCACAGAGCGCACAUAAUCCAGUUGUCGUUGUGCUACAGCAAGUGUUCACGUUGAUCCAGACUAUCCUCAGCAAGUGGCUUGAUGACUCGGAGGUAGUCGAGGCAGUGUGUGGAGUGUUUGAUAAGUCAGUUCGAACCCUCCUACAUGAUUUCGGGCCCAUGGUGGCUCAGCUGAGUGAGAUGCUGGGGCAGAUCUAUAGCGCCUUCCCACAAGCCUCAGCUCUGGACCUGGCACGGCAGAUGGUUCACAUAUUUGCUGGAGAGGAACACCACAUCUCUAACAUCAAAAGCCUUAUUGAAGUGUUGACUUCUGCCACACUUACUAUAUUUCAGCAAGGUCCACGGGAUCAUCCUGACAUUGCAGAAUCGUUUAUGCACCUUCAUGCUCAGAUUCUUAAAAGGAAGCCUGAUUUGUACCUGUCUGACCAGUUUGAUGUUAAAGCGCUGUUUUACUGUGGGAUUCUAUCGCUGAAGUUCCCAGAGACACCCACAGUAAAAGCUGCCAGUCUGUUCUUUACAGAGCUGUUGCCUCGUUGUAAAGACAUGCCCUCGCUUGGUGAAGUGUUGCAGAGGGAUGGAAAGCUUCUGACCGAGACAAUACUCCAGGCGGUUGGAGGCGGGUCACCUCGCAGUCUGACAGAGCACUUCUCUGAGGUGUUGUUGAGUCUGAACAGACACUGUCCAGCUCUGCUGUCCCAGUGGCUGAAAGAAACACUGCAGACCCCAGGAUUCCCCUCCGCCCAGGUCUCCACAGAGCAGAAGCACACCUUCAGUCAGCAGCUUCUAAGGGAGCAAACCAACAAGCAUCGUGUGAAGGACAUUGUGAAGGAGUUUUCUCUGCUGUGUCGGGGCCUGCAGGGGUCCGGAUACUAGAUUACUAGACUGAGCUGGUAGCGUGCUGACUUUUUCCUCCCAAGUAAGCCUCUGAGAAAGACCGCCCCCCCCCC
This is a messenger RNA of Siniperca chuatsi (mandarin fish), 3161 nucleotides long. Its product is annotated as importin-13-like. Gene Ontology annotation, molecular function: small GTPase binding. Gene Ontology annotation, biological process: protein import into nucleus. Gene Ontology annotation, cellular component: nuclear membrane; cytoplasm. Lineage: Eukaryota; Metazoa; Chordata; Actinopteri; Centrarchiformes; Sinipercidae. The record is from RefSeq and is a predicted model, not a curated record.